This is a messenger RNA of Tripterygium wilfordii, 2509 nucleotides long. RefSeq names its product cysteine--tRNA ligase, chloroplastic/mitochondrial. Gene Ontology annotation, cellular component: cytoplasm. The transcript is spliced from 10 exons. Gene Ontology annotation, molecular function: ATP binding; cysteine-tRNA ligase activity. The record is from RefSeq and is a predicted model, not a curated record. Lineage: Eukaryota; Viridiplantae; Streptophyta; Magnoliopsida; Celastrales; Celastraceae. Bases 553 to 2304 code for a protein of 583 amino acids. Gene Ontology annotation, biological process: cysteinyl-tRNA aminoacylation.
UCAACCCAUUACCCAACGUUUCCAACCCUGGCACUUUCGGACCCAUGGGUCUUGCGGAUUCAAUCCGCUGAAAGUUAAUUUUUGAGCAAAUUCACUCCUCCCAUUCUCAACCUUCAAUGCCCAAUCCCUCUGUGUCUCUUUGAAAAGUUGAAUAACCUUAUUUUAGAAUCGAAACUUGUGUGCCGGAAACUUGUGUGCCGGUCAGGCAUUCUGUGGAAGGGAGUUGAUUGAACUUUUGAUCACUUCGCGAACGAAUUUCAUUUCAAAACUCAUUUGGACGACCUUGCACGCAGCACGACCGCCGCAUCUCACCAUCUCCCUUGGACGAAGCACUUCGGUUCACGCACUAUCGCCUCUCCUCGGAGGCCACCCUCUGGUCUGAUUUUUAAUUUUCUUUUUCAUAUGUGGCAAUUGCAAGUUCACAACUUCACAUCAGCUAGAUGCUUCAGAGGCUAGCAAGAUAAGAGAAAGGGAAAGUUUUGUAAUCCACAUUGACCGACUGAAGUCUUUUAUUGUGUGUAAAGAAGUGCGAAGAGAAGCAGAGUACAGGGAAUGGGUACUCUCCUCAAGUGUUACAAUCCUUUGGCCACGAUCCGUUUCCCUCCUUUUACUCGCUCACUAUGUUCACUUCAACUCAAGCCCCGCGCCACACGCGCCUUCUGUGGAAGGAACAAGAACAAGAGGCCUGCUGUAUUUCGUUGUUUCAGCUCUCUAAAUUCAUCAUCUCUGCCGUCAAUCAACAAUGAGAAUCUUAGAAAAUCCAGUAGCAGCGAUGGGUUUGCUAGUCCGUUUUCAGAGCUAUGGCUCUACAACACAAUGACCAGAAAGAAGGAUCUUUUCAAGCCCAAAGUGGACAGUAAGGUCGGAAUGUAUGUGUGUGGCGUCACAGCGUAUGAUCUUAGUCAUAUUGGCCAUGCUCGCGUCUAUGUCACUUUCGACGUCCUCUACAGAUAUCUAAGGCAUUUGGGAUAUGAAGUAUGCUAUGUUCGAAACUUCACUGAUGUUGAUGACAAGAUAAUCGCUCGAGCAAAUGAAGUCGGAGAAGAUCCAAUCAGUUUGAGCAGGCGUUACUGUGAAGAGUUCCAUCAAGAUAUGGUGCACCUUCAUUGCCUGUCCCCUUCUUUUGAACCACGUGUCUCUGAUCACAUGCCCCAAAUUUUUGAUAUGAUCAAGCAGAUUCUUGACAAUGGGUAUGCCUAUAGGGUUGAUGGAGAUGUGUACUUCUCUGUAGAUAAAUUCCCAGACUAUGGAAGAUUAUCUGGGCGAAGAUUAGAAGAUAACCGAGCUGGUGAACGAGUUGCUGUGGACUCGAGAAAGAGAAACCCUGCUGAUUUUGCUUUAUGGAAGUCAGCCAAGGAGGGGGAACCCUUUUGGGAGAGUCCAUGGGGGCCUGGAAGACCUGGAUGGCAUAUUGAGUGCAGCGCCAUGAGUGCUGCUUAUCUUGGCUACACUUUCGACAUUCAUGGUGGAGGAAUGGAUCUUGUGUUUCCCCAUCAUGAAAAUGAAAUUGCUCAGAGUUGUGCUGCAUGUAAACAGAGCGAUGUAAGUUACUGGAUGCACAAUGGUUUUGUCACCGUUGAUUCAGAGAAAAUGUCUAAAUCCCUUGGAAACUUCUUCACAAUUAGGCAGGUUAUAGACCUUUACCAUCCACUAGCUUUAAGACUUUUCUUGAUGGGGACACACUAUCGAUCUCCAAUAAACUAUUCUGAUGUACAGCUUGAAGGUGCUUCUGAACGUAUUUUCUACAUCUAUCAGACAUUACAUGAUUGCGAAAAUGUUCUGCGCGGGCAUGAUCCGGCAUCUGAGGAUUUCAUCCCUCCUGACAUUCUUGAUGCCAUCAAGAAGUUUGAUAAUGAUUUCAACGCCUCAAUGUCAGAUGAUCUUCAUACAUCAGUUGUUUUGGCUUCAUUAUCAGACCCAUUAAAAACCAUCAAUGAUAUGCUGCAUACUCGUAAGGGAAAGAAGCAAACCAAGCGGAUAGAAGCACUUGCAGCUAUGGAAAAUAUCAUCAGGAGCAUCCUGACAAUCUUAGGAUUAAUGCCAACAAGUUAUGCGGAGGUUCUGCAGCAACUGAGGGAAAAGGCAUUGACGCGUGCAAAAUUAACAGAAGACGAUAUUUUGCGCAAAAUCGAAGAAAGGACAACGGCAAGAAAGAACAAGGAUUAUGAAAAGUCAGAUGCAAUUAGGAAAGAUUUAGCUGCUGUAGGUAUUGCUCUUAUGGACAGUCCAGAUGGCACAAGUUGGAAACCCGCUGUUCCCCUUGCGCUGCAAGAGCAGCAAGUUGCUGCAACGCCAAUGCCUUAGGAGUAAGUUCUCGCACAGCUUUGUGGCUGUAAUACUGUUAUUUAAGAUUUUGAUUGUAGAGCAGCAAGUUCCUAAAGGUAUAAUUUAUACAAUGAUAGGGCAGAGUCUUUGGAGGCCUUGUAAAUGGCACAUUCUUUUUAUAAGCCCUCAAAUUGGGCCUGAAACAAUAAAAUAGUUCGCCAAUCAUCCUUGUUGCUCUGCCUUU